Messenger RNA from Racocetra fulgida, 373 nucleotides. NCBI's taxonomy places the organism in Eukaryota, Fungi, Glomeromycota, Glomeromycetes, Diversisporales, Gigasporaceae. The record is from the annotation of a GenBank genome assembly.
GAUCUUUAUCCUUUUUUAGUACUUCAAUCACAAGCAUUUAAACGAAUAAUAGAAGGACUUGACUUACAAGCUAAUAUGCUUAGUAAGGAUUAUUUAAAAGAAAUUCUCCUUAAUGCUGAAGAUAAUAUUUUACGAAAAAUUUGGGAAUACGUACUUGAUGAUAAUAUGGAGAUAUUAAUAGAAGAUGAAAAGCAAAUAACUAUUUUAGAAGCACGAAUAGAAUAUAAAGAAUUAGGUUCUUAUGAAUUAGACAAUGAAUCAGAUACAGAAAGUUUACAAGAUCCAACUGUAUCUGGUGAUGAAAAUAGUGAUGAAGAUAUCUUUUCUACUGCGGUAAUGCAUUUUCAAGAACACUUAAGUCAGCAAGAUAAUA